AUUUGCGACCCUCUCCACCCUCCCCGGCUGGCGUGUGGAUGCGGCCCGGGGUGUCUGGCUGCGAGGGUGGCGAGAGCAGAUGCUGAGGGGCCGCAGGAGGAUGGAGAGCAGCCUCGAUGCGCAGAGUUUGAUCAGUAUUUCCCUGCGGAAGAUCCACAGCUCCCGCACGCAGCGAGGCGGCAUCAAGCUCCACAAGAACCUGCUCGUCUCCUAUGUGCUCCGCAACGCCCGGCAGCUCUACCUGAGCGAGCGCUACGCCGAGCUGUGCCGCCGGCAGCAGCACUACCCGGAGGGCGCCGCGCUGCUCGCCAUGCCCGCCGCCUGCCCGCCCGCCGCGCCGGAGCCGCCGCCGCCGCCGCCCGCGCGCCCGGGCGCGGAGCUCCUCGAGGGCCCCGUGUGCGCGGCGCCCGCCGAGCUGCAGCGCGCGCCCUGCAGAGACUCGUGCCCCGCUUUCUACCGGGCCGCCGCUCCCGGUACCGGUGCCGCUGCGGGGCUGCUCUACGCCGCCGCCUGCGACUCGCCGCCGCACUGUAGCAGCCGCACCACCGUGCUGGAUUUGGACACUCACGUCGUGACCACGGUGGAGAACGGCUACCUGCACCAGGACUGCUGCUCGCAGUGCCCCUGCUGCUGCCAGCCCGCGCCCGCCUCCCCGCCGCCCGCGCCGGGCGCCAAGCGCAAGUAUUACCCGGGGCACGAGGAAGAGGAGGAGGAGGAGGGGGUGGAGGAAGGGGAGCCGGGGGGAGGCGGGGUGGCGGGCGGCCCCCCCUUCGCCCCGUGCACCAAGCGCGCCCGCUUCGAGGAGUACAGCGCCGAGCACCCGCAGGACUCUAACAACAUCUCCAACUUGAUCUCCAUCUUCGGCUCCGGUUUCACGGGGCUCGUGAGCCGGCAGCAGGACUCGGAGCAGCCGCUCAACGGGCAGCUGUGCAGCAAGCAGGCGCUGGCGAGCCUCGGAGCCUGGACUCGCGCCAUCGUCGCCUUCUAGGGGGCGCGGGCAGCAGCGGGGGGACCCCCCGGCUCUGG
Nothoprocta perdicaria is the source of this 1026-nucleotide messenger RNA. RefSeq names its product immediate early response 5 like (gene IER5L). Bases 80 to 988 code for a protein of 302 amino acids. The record is from RefSeq and is a predicted model, not a curated record. The transcript has a single exon. Lineage: Eukaryota; Metazoa; Chordata; Aves; Tinamiformes; Tinamidae.